AUGGCCAGGGAACGCUGCUGUUCCCUGGCCAUGCCCAUCUGGCGCCGCUCCGCCAAUAGCGGGAACCCUCUGCUCCAGCCGCUCUGCUCUCCGCAGCCACAAGGCGCCUCCCACUCCACUCCUAGCCGCGCCGGGAAAACAAGCCCCRCAGCGAUGCUUUGUUUCACCCUCCUCACCUUACUUUGCUGUGCCUUCACCAGUGCAGAAGUCAACCAGGCACGUUCUUCAUCCUUUUCUGGCGAGUUUGGUGGGGGCGGCGGAAAACGCUUCUCACACUCUGGGAACCAGCUGGACGGACCCAUAAGAGCCAUUAGGAUUCGAGUUACCCGCUCUCACAUUACAGGUAUCCAGGUCCGGUAUGGCAGAGAGUGGAGCGAGUACCAGGGAGGCUCAGCUGGAGACCUAGAGGAGAUCUUCCUGUUUCCAGGCGAAUCCAUCAUCCAAGUCCAGGGGAAAUUCAAUAGCUACGUCAGCAGACUUGCGUUUGUCACUGACCGAGGGCGCUACUUUCCCUUUGGAAUGGGCAGAGGUAUCAGCUUUAAUGCUGUUCCGCUGUUCCCUGGCACCGUCUUGCGUUACAUCAGUGGCAGCUCCGGUUCAAUCAUUGAUGCCAUCAGUUUCCACUGGGAUAACAAACCCACUGGGAUAACAAUGCCACUGGGAUAACUAUCCCACAACUUUCCCAGUUGUGGAAAGUGAGCAUAAAACAGCAA
Messenger RNA from Anolis sagrei ordinatus, 713 nucleotides. NCBI's taxonomy places the organism in Eukaryota, Metazoa, Chordata, Lepidosauria, Squamata, Anolidae. The record is from RefSeq and is a predicted model, not a curated record.